Pseudo-nitzschia multistriata is the source of this 4347-nucleotide messenger RNA. The record is from the annotation of a GenBank genome assembly. Lineage: Eukaryota; Bacillariophyta; Bacillariophyceae; Bacillariales; Bacillariaceae.
CGGGAAAAAAAAACACAACAAAAUUUGCAGUAACAAGCAUCCGGCAGAAGCUACGUUUUCGUCCCACGGAUGACAAAAAAAUAAACUCUACUUCCUCCUGCACUAUUAAUUUAAUCAAGACAUCUCAUUGUAAGUUUUAUAUUGUCCAGAACUAUUCCUCGUGUUGGAUCAUCGGAACCGUAACCAAUAUCGAUCGGAGGGUCGCAUUUGUUUGCCCCGGGGUUUCGUGUGCAUCUAAAGCGAUGUCUGAAGAAAACACAUGAUUUUGGGAAAUUUUGUUUUCACCGUAGUAGAUUCUGGAUGUAGAUUCUACGUAUUUUUUCUACGUUCGGCAAGCCGGGGAGGGUUUGUCUCGUUGUCAAAAAAAUUACAAGAAUGAUAAUUGGAAUCUCUCACACCAACAAACAAAUCACUAAUCAUCACAACCAUCAUACUGCUUUGUCCUACACUCAUUUAAUCAGACAAUCAAAUCUUUAGGGUGCUCGAAGCACAUUCAAGACAAUGUCCUUUCCGGGUGGUAAAAUCCCCGAUCACCUGACCGACAACGACGUCGAGCGUCGGAUUCAAGAAGAACUUCGCCUCCGACAGCAAGAAAAAAGCAUGGCCGAGUACAUGCGACUCAUGACCGGAGACGGAGCCGGCGCGAAUGCUUACUAUGGCGCAGCGGCUGCUGCCGCUCACCAGAGAGCCGCCUAUGGACAGCAGCAAGCAGCGGCCUUUGGAAUUGACUCGGCGGGCAUGUACGCUCGGCAGCAUCAGCAGCACGCCCAUGCUGCAGCGGCUGCAGCGUAUGGAUAUGCUCCCCGGGGAGGAGCUGGUCAUUACGGUUAUGGUCACCAUGCACCAACAGCAUCGGAUAUCUAUUCGCAACAGAUGGCCAUGAGCAACAUUGAGCAACACCAACAACGUGCUGCCGCUGCGUACGGGCAGCACCAGGCUGCUGCGGCACACCAGCACCUUCUUGCAGCAGCAUCUCCUCAGGGGAAGCCUCCAACAUCGGCCACUUCCUCGGUGACAUCCCCCGCAGGCACCGCCGUGCCCUCAAUGGAAAGCACCCCGUUGCAGGCGCAUCUGCAAGGAUCACCAAGCUUAUCGGAAAUUGGAUCGGCCCCAAAAUCUUCCCCAGCCUCCCUUUCCGGAAUUGGAUCCAUGGGCAUACCCAGCACUCCCAUGACGACUUCAUCGAGUUUGACGCCCCCCCGCACGACAUCCACAAAAAAGAAAAAGAAAAUAGAACCCCACGAAACGGUAGAGCUCGACGACCUCAAAAUCGAAAAGUGGUAUUCGGGAUGCGUUCCCUUGGGAUUGGAGGACGACAAAUAUUGGUUGUCGGAACUGCAGGUCUACCUCAGAGCAAAUUUUGGUAAGUGUCAAAAAAAUUCAACGACGAAAAGAGUAUUCAUUCAACUACUUGGAUGAACAUGAACCAUUUUUGUUCACAAUCUGUUUGUUCACCCUCGUUUUGUAAUUAUCGUCAUUAUUUACUGUGAAUUUCUUUCUUUCAUUUCAAUGAAAUUAACAAUAACAACGACAGCCGAAGCAUUUGGUGCCACAGAAGAGGAUAUUGCCGCUCCUAUGCACGGGCGAAACAAACCCAUUGCUCUUGGACAGGUUGGAAUACGUUGCAUGCAUUGUAAACGUAAGUACACCACUCGUCAUCGUUUUCUUCUUAAUUGCGCUGCUAGGUGCUCCCUUUCCAGUUUCUGUUUGCAGAAUUGCAGUCUCAUCUAAUAAAAAAUUCUUGUGUGUUUUGUGAAAUUUUAGAUGAAAAUCCUGCGGAACGAGGGCAGCAGGCCACAAGUUAUCCGUCUCUCAUCAGCGGCAUUUAUAACAGCGUCCAACAAAUGCUUCGUUUGCAUCUCGAUUGCUGCCAGGCCAUGCCGCCAGAAAUUCGUGCAAAAAUUGAAUCACUAAAGGUAUCUAGCUCUAGUCGUGGUGGCCGCAAACAAUAUUGGAUCGACUCCGCCAAGCGAUUGGGUUUGGUCGAUACCCGUCAUGGGAUCCAUUUUGGACGGGAUCCGCUCGGUCCUCUUCCUCCCUUGACGGGACCUUCCGUCAAUUCCAAGGAGGGGCGAAAGAAAAAAGAGGCCCAGAAAAAGGCGGAACCUACUCCACCUCCUCAGGAAGAAGAAGAGCAGGAUCCUCCUCCUCCUGUGGACGAUAGACCACUUGUCUUCCCGGAGGAUCAAGAUCUGAUAUCUGACUAUCUGUAUCUAACUUUGGAACAAAUGAGUCCUUGUGUUUUGAUGGAAGCCGAUCGUGUGGGUUGUUACAAGGGACGAAAGGUUGGUUUUCCCGGUUUGGCCUGCAAACACUGUGUUGGUCAAGCCGGAUGUGGAAGGUACUUUCCGGCCUCCGAGGCCUCGCUUUCGCAAACUACCACGUCGCAAACGAUUAUGAAUCAUGUGCGUAACUGCCGUCGGUGUCCGAUGGAAAUCCGAGAAAAUUUGGAGCUCAUGAAGCGAGCCAGAAUGGGUCCCGAUGGAAAGCGUCUGGAUAAACCCAAACACGGAGGACGCAAGGUAUUUUUCCGCCGGCUCUGGUGCCGAAUUCAAGGUCUUCCUCUCGACGAGCCCAGCGAGGGAAAGGGGAAAAAGAAGCGCUACAAAAAACCUGGAGUAAAGGCCAAGAAGAAGAAUAAGAAGUCGGCCGACGACGACAACGGCGUUUAUUCUGAAAGCGAGGAUAACGAAGCGAAGGAAAGCGUGAAACCAGCACCAAAAAAAUCAUCUACUUCCUCCGGAGAGGAGACAGAGACCGAAUCGUCGGAGGCUGAAAGCGACGAUGAAGGCGGAAAGAGCUCGGCUCGAAGUAAAUCCACGAGUAAGAGCAAGAAAAAGCAGAGCCCUUGGUUUGAUGGAUGCGUUCGGCUCACAAAGCACGAUGACUCAAAUUGGCUCUCCGAGUUGCAAUGUUUUGCAAGAAGUGAUCUAGUAGAAGUAUUCUGCUGGCACAAGAAAGAUGGCCUCGCUGGAUAUUCUGGGAGAAAGGAGCCUUCCGAUGGCCAAGUUGGUAUUCGCUGUGUCUUUUGCAAGACCUUGCCGGAUUCUGAGAAGCCCUCCAGCUGUGUUGUUUUCCCAGAAAGCCUUGAAGCGAUACAAACAAAAGUGGGAGAAAUGCUUCGGUUGCAUUUCAAAUCAUGUCCUGCGAUUCCAGACGACAAAAAGGAGGCCAUCAAAAGUCUCAAAAACUUUGGGCCAAAGGUCGAUGAAUCUGGUCAAUAUUGGAUUGACUCUGCAAGGGAUAUUGGGCUUUCAGACAUUCCUCCCAGCUCAGGUGGAUGGGGCAUCACUUUCCGUCGUGAUCCCUUGCAACCAAGUCCUUGUGACGAGCUCGAUCAGGAGGCUGAAACAGGUGACGCACCAAAUCUUAGCAAAUUAUACCUCAUCAGACCUGAGGAUCGUGGGUCGUGCACAGAUCAGGUGUUGCUUAUGAUGCGUCAAGUCAAAGUGUGCCAAUUUCAACAAAGUGAUCGUCGUGGAGGGCCCGGUAGCCGCGGACGAGAUCGAGUGACUGACUAUCCCGGACUUGCCUGCAAGCAUUGCGCCAACAAGAAUAACAUUGGACGAUAUUUCCCUGUUUCGGCGAAGAAUCUGACGGACAAUACCGUGAACUCCAUGCUAUCUCAUAUUGCAACCUGCAAGCGUUGUCCAAUACCUAUCCGAGCCUCUAUUGCGUAUUUGAGUCACAGAGCUAUUUAUCAAAAGACCGAACUGAGUGGAUCAUGGAAAAAGGCAUUCUUCAAAAAAAUCUGGGAUCGAUUGCACGUCGAGCGUGCUUGGGUCAACGUGAUCAAAGAUGACCCCGAAGAUGCAGCAUCAGGUACUGGUGACGACAGUGAAGAUCCAGAGGAUGAUGGGGAUGAAUCCGACGGUGAAGAUAGCGGGGACAGCGAUCGAAGGAGCGAUAACGAUGAAGAGGUUGGCGACAACAUGAAUGCUCUUAUCAAGGCUGCAGCCAUCUGGUUGACGGAGCAGGAUCAAAGCAAAGAAGCCAGCGGUUCUGGGGGCAAAAGUGGUCGAGGACGUAGUCUUCCGAGUAAGCGUUCUACGAACACGGGUUCGCCUCAGGGUCGUGGAAAAUCAUCUGGUGGCGAUGAUGGCAGCUCAAGGGGAGGCAGCCUCACCUCUGGAAAGCGUCGAAGAGUUCACUUCUAAACGGGAAUAGGAAUAUCAAGCCAAGGGAUUUGAGUUUGUGUUCCGCUUGUGACAAACCAAAAUCAAUGCUAGGAUGAUUCACAUCGGUGAAUUUUUGGUACGUCCUUCCCGUCGCGGAAAUAGAUGGCAUGCAUCCCUACUAUCACUACAGGUAUUAGCACACGGAAAAGAAUAAAACCACCUAAAAAUG